Messenger RNA from Ascochyta rabiei, 483 nucleotides. RefSeq lists its product as uncharacterized. Lineage: Eukaryota; Fungi; Ascomycota; Dothideomycetes; Pleosporales; Didymellaceae. The record is from RefSeq and is a predicted model, not a curated record. Bases 1 to 483 code for a protein of 160 amino acids. The transcript has a single exon.
AUGAAGCUCACCAUCGGAUUUCUUGCCCUCGCUUUCCAAGCUGCUGGAGUGCUCUCUGCGAGGACUGCAGAGGAGCAUGCGGCUUUGGUUGAAGAGUGCGGAGAUCUUGGCGUCCUCGAGAUUCCUGAAGGCGCCGAUCCAAGCUUGUACCGUCACUGUGCCGAGCAUCCCAUCGGAGCAGAGCGUCAGUGGGAGGACGCGUCGUUGGCACCGGAAGCCAACAAGCCUCGCAGCGAUGUUGCCAACAUGAAAGGUGCGGAGUUAUUUGCUAGGGCCUGCUACUCUGGAGCUCCUUAUGGCUGCGACAAGGGUUACUGCUGGAAAAUCUGCGGAGACGGAGGACAAUGGUGCUGGACUGCCUUGGGCGAUGGAGGGGGUGCCUGGCGCACUUGUUCUGUGUGGUCUCAGUGCUCGGACUCUCAAGACCAUAAGUGUGGAAAGAAUUGCAAGGAAGGAAGCAAAGCAUGUGGUUGCAGCUGUUAA